Molecule: messenger RNA, 1239 nt
Organism: Anopheles nili
Lineage: Eukaryota; Metazoa; Arthropoda; Insecta; Diptera; Culicidae
Product: F-box/WD repeat-containing protein 4
Exons: 2
Coding region: 1-1239 (412 amino acids)
Biological process (GO): SCF-dependent proteasomal ubiquitin-dependent protein catabolic process
Cellular component (GO): SCF ubiquitin ligase complex
Molecular function (GO): protein binding
Source: RefSeq, a predicted model, not a curated record
AUGCGUGAAGAAGGUGAUAAACUUAAUUCUGUUCUAGAAACAAAGCUCAGCGAUCUCGAUGAAUAUUCGUUAGGCCAUGUGUUUAUGUUUCUUACGGUUGCGGAUCUGGAUCGUUGCAUUUUAGUGUGCAAAAAAUUCCAGUACAUUAUCCAACGAUUCAUUUUCCCGAAGAAAUGCCUGUCUUCUCUCGUGACUGGAUCGGAAGGAGGAGCAAGCUUAAGUCUUUAUGCCUUCACGCAUCGCAAGCGAGUUAGAUUAAACGAAAAUUGGCGCAUUGGACGUUACGAGGAACGGACUUAUUUCAAUCACAACGUGAUGUACAUCUCCCAAAUGCUAGUCGAAAGGGAAUGGCUAUACAUGACACACGGAGGACGUUUGCAGGCACACCGAAGAACCAAAAAUCAAUACAUGAUCGAUACUAAGAUUCAAUGGAUGGUUGGCAACGCAGGGGAUUCAGAUUUCACGGCGCUCGUAAAACAAGGAGAUCGUUUCUUUGGCGGUAGAAUGGAUGGAAAACUAGUUAUAUACGAUCAUGACACACGACAGCUUUAUGUGCAACCCCUUGCAGAUUCUAUGAUUAAAGCGGUAGAUUUUGAUGGAAAUGUGUAUGCAGUUACAACGAAAGACCAAUCGACGUACAUAUUGCACUGUUCUUUGUUAGAUCGAGAUCUGUUGAAUAACUAUGAGCAUGAGUUGUUGCAGCUUUCACAGGUUUAUUUUCAAGCGUAUGAAACGAUUAAAUUAAACAAUAAUCGUUUGGCAGCCGGAAAAUUCCAUUGCAGCAAAAAACAAGCAUUACAAUUACUAGAUUUGUACAGCAGUGCGACAAUACAAUUAAAUUCAUCUUCGAUGGCUGUGUAUGAUGUGCUAUGGAAAGACGAGCAUUGUAUUCUCUCGGGAAACUUUGAUACUACCAUGCGGCUUGUUGAUACGCGUACCGGAAACGAUGAAGCCUGUUGGACAGAUCCGUAUGAUGCAUCAGUGUACUGUUUGAGCUACAAUGGUACUCAUGCUGUAUGCUGUGGAAUGAAAUACCAUUAUCGAGUAAAUUUAUACGAUUUGCGUGUACCAAAGCGUUGCGUACAAAUGUAUUUUCCGUCAAAAAAACAUAAUAACUAUUCUCCAGUGUAUAGUAUAGCAACAGAUUAUAGCCAACUGUUCCUUGUUACAGAUCGUAAUUUACGAAUACUUAAUUUCGAUGCAGAUUGGGCUGUAGUAAAAGACUAUGCUUCGAUGUGA